GCAGGGCCUCCAGCAACUGCAGCACGUGAAGACCUACAGCCGGAAGGCAGCAGCUGUAUUGCAGGGGUGGCCACACCCUCCACCCAGGAGGUGAUGAGCAUCUAUGAGGCCAGCAGGAAAGGACUCAUCCCCGCGGGGUUUGCGGCCCAGCUGCUGGAGGCUCAGGUGGCCACAGGGUUCAUGCUGGACCCCCAUGGCCACCAGAGGCUCUCUGUGGACGAGGCCAUGGCUGCCGGCCUGGUGGGCGAAGAGCUGCAGGAAAGGCUCCUGAACGCUGAGAACGCCGCCAAAGGCUACACAGAUCUGGCUACAGGACACACAAUCUCGUUCCAGGCGAUGAAGAAAAAGCUAUUGAAACAGGACUUGGCACUCAGACUGCUCGAGGUGCAGGUGGACGGGGGCAUCGUGGACCCGCUGCACCACCACCGGCUUCCGCUGGACACGGCCUACAGACGCGGCUCUCUGGACCAGAACACGUACCCACUCGCUGAGGAGCAGAAGUGCAUGCAUAAAAGGUUUGUGGAUCCCAACACGCAGGAGAAGGGGACUUACCAGGAGCUGCAGGAGAGGGGCCACCGGGAAGAGGGCACGGACUGGGCCCUGUUCCCCAGGGUCAGCGGCAGAUGGGACUCCAACUUCAUCAACAAGGCAACCAGAAGGGCCCUCAAAGCCGAGCAGGUGGAUGUCACAGUGGGAAGGUUCAAGGGCCAGAGACCAUCGGUCUGGGAACUGCUGAACUCAGAAUACUUGACAGAGGACAAAAAACGUGAGUUAGUAGUAAAAUACAAGAAGAACACGACACGUGCACUAGAGAAGGUAGUAAAAGUUAUUUUCGAGACAACUGAUGAGAAGGAAAAGAGCAAUAGACAGUUAUGGUUCAGAGGGGUCAGGAGGCAGAUCACAGCCUCUGAACUCUUCCAAUCAGGCAUCAUCACUGAGGAGGACCGGAGGGAGGGCGGGCCACCGUGGAGGACCCAAAAAUGCCAGGGGGUAAAGCGCUACCUGGAGGGCACCAGCUGCAUCGCGGGCAUGCUGGUGCCUGCCAAGGACGAGCCCGGGCGCCAGGAGAAGAGCAUCUACCAGGCCAUGUGGAAGGUCGUCCUGAGGCCGGGCACAGCCCUGGUGCUGCUGGAGGCACAGGCAGCCACGGGCUUCGUCAUCAACCCCGUGGAGAACCGGAGGCUGACUGUGCAGGAGGCGUUUGCAGCCGGGAUGUUCAGCAGUGAAACCUACCAGAAGCUGCUGUCAGCCAAGCGCAGCGUCACCGGCUACACCGACCCCUACACCGGGGAGCAGAUCUCCCUCUUCCAGGCCGUGAAGAAGGACCUCAUCGUCCGGGAGCAUGGUAUCCGCCUGCUGCAGGCCCAGAUCGCCACGGGCAGCGUCAUCGACCCCAUGCACAGCCGCCGCCUGCCCGUGGACGUGGCCUACCGGCACGGCUACUUCAACAAGGGGAUGAACCGCGUCCUGGAGGACCCCAGCGACAACACCAAGGGCUUCUUCAACCCCAACACACACGAGAACUUCACCUAUGUGCAGCUGCUCCAGAGGGCUACUCCUGACCCAGAAACAGGCCUCUUGUUUCUUCUCUGUCUGGAAAGUGAGUGGGUAUUCUUUCUAAUUGGUUGUUUUUUCCAACCCUGAAAAACAUAUGACAAUAUUUUUAAACACUUUUUAGUGUGCCAGUAUCUGUGUGCAAUGUGUUCAACUUACGUGUACAGUGACAUUCUACUCUCUUCCAUCCUUUUUUGCUUCUGGUUCCUCAUUGCAUUAAAGGAAAGGCAUUGUCCUUUAUGAUUUUUUUCUUUUCACCCUUGGUGUUAUCAGUUGUGAAUUUUCAAUUAAAAUUUCACAAGUGGCCAUUUCUGAUAGACUCUGAUGCAUUUAGAGUGAAGGACUUUCCUUUGUUUCCUUGGCCUAUCACACUGAAGUGUAUGCAUCAAUUUGUUAUAUUCCCAUUUUAA
This is a messenger RNA of Balaenoptera acutorostrata (minke whale), 1964 nucleotides long. RefSeq names its product epiplakin-like. Lineage: Eukaryota; Metazoa; Chordata; Mammalia; Artiodactyla; Balaenopteridae. Gene Ontology annotation, biological process: wound healing; intermediate filament bundle assembly. Gene Ontology annotation, cellular component: cytoplasm; membrane; cytoskeleton. The record is from RefSeq and is a predicted model, not a curated record. Gene Ontology annotation, molecular function: structural molecule activity; keratin filament binding.